CGGUCAUUUCCUCCCCUGCAGCUUUGGACUUCAGUCAGGAGCUUUAUCUCUCCUAUUCUAAGCAAAAAUAAUUAAGGCCAACUGAUUAUUGAGACACCCUCCCCCACUCCCAAAAAAAGUAAGACACUUUAUUUCAGUAACUGCUUCUCCUCCCUGAAGCAGUAAAAAGCUGGCUUUCACCGGCACCCUCCCCUUUGAUAUGGGGUCAGCAGAAGGGUGUUUUGUCUUCAGCUAGUCGGAAACCCCCUGUCUUCAGUGUAUUCUGCCUACCAGGAUAGGGCACUGUGGAUUUUGGUUUUGAAGCUCGUCCAGAGUCACUCAAGAGAGACAAAGCCACCAUUCUACUGUGUGCUACCCAACACCCACCAGCAAACUUCAGAAGACAAAGAGGGAUAUCAGAUGGCUUCAGGGAGUGACUGGUGAAUGGUUUGAAGAAAUUCAAAGAAAAAAGUUUUGCAAUGAAACAGAUGUUAGCCAAAUGUUAAAACAACCACUUACAUACAGGCUAAGGAAGGAGAUGGCAAAAAAUGAUCCAAUAGAAUUACCUACAUCAAGAUCUAAAAAUGUAACUAAUCAAAAAAAGCCAACACGUUUUUCUUCCCGGAUGAGCUUCAGAUCGUCAUUUGCUUCCCUGUUCUCAUUCAGGAAAUCUGGAAAGGAGACUUCAAAGCUUCCAUCGCUGGGACAGAAAGGAUGCGACGGCCAUGCAGGACCUCCUGUGCCUGUAAGGGGAGCUGCUGUGCAGGCAAAAAUAUACAAUUCACCUCUGGAAAAUCAACUAGUUGACAGUGCAUUUGUCCCAAAGCCAGCAGUCAUGAGGGAGGAGAGUGGCAUGCCUCCACCGUGGGACGCUUCACUGCUGGAGAAUGAGUUUUUCCAAGUUUUAGAUGACUUGGAUAGCAAAUUGGCUCAGGAACAGUCUGCAAGCUCAGUGAAUACCAGAACACCCCUCAACUAUGGAUCAAGAACACAGUUCAGUCACUUUUAUUCCAAUGGUAACAGACAUGGUAAUAUCACAGAAAGGCACAAAAAACUCUGUAAUGAAACUUCCAAUAUGUCUAUCUAUGACAUCCUAAGACCAGGAACUCAUAGGGAAGGUUUUAAAACCUUUUCUCCUAGGACAAGGACAAUUUAUGAUAUGUAUAGGACAAGGGAGCCCAGAGUCUUUAAGGAAGAUUAUGUGCAAAAGAAUACUUUUGGCAGUACUUCGCUGUGUUUUGACAGCAGGCAACGGUCAGCCUUACCAGCCACAGGGCAUUUCACAGCAAGAAGCUUACAUUUUCCAGCCAGAACUCAGAGCAAGAGUGGGUUUAUACCACCAAGGCACCAGCAGAGUCCAAAGAGAACUCCUUUAUCAUCCAUCAUAUGGAACAGAUCAGAUUCCUCUAGAGACAGGGAGAACCAGGAAGAGUUCCUGAGGGCACCAUCACCAAUGGAAAUUGACCCUGCCGACAAGUAUGUGUAUCCCAGGGGUUUUCAGGAGAAUAAGAGAUAUGAAUCAUACCAUUCACAGAAUGUUUACCAACAUGUUAGUUUAAAUGCUCCCAUGGAGAAUGCAAUGAGUCCUGACACUUUUGAGAACUCAGAGAACAUGCCAUUCUACCAUCAAAGCAACACAUUUGCUAGAUCUUUCUUCAGCAAUACCUUUGGACGAAGCGGAGAACAGGGGAGAUUUGGACAAGGUCCUUUUUGGGGCCAAGAGAAAGGACAUUCUUUCUGGUCUGACUUUCAUCGAAGCAGGAAAUCAUUCAGUUCUUCUGACAGAGACUUUGAAAUGAUUUCCGUGGAAGCAAAUAGUGUAUCAGCCAUUCACAGCCAUAAUGUUUCUUCUGAACACUGGGAAUCAUUUUCUUCUGGUUAUGGAACAGAUGUUUCCAGAGGCCAAGAAGAGCCACAUCCCUGGCAGACAUCCACAAUGGAUAGCAUGGCGGUAUCACACGGUAAUGAGACCCAGCUGACUCCUCAUUUUGGCACACCAAAUGUUUGCUCCAUGACAGGUUCAAGCUAUUACGUCAAAUCCAGUGAGUUGGUAAGUCAACAGGACAGUUCUCCUAGAGAAGUACAUAUAAACAAAGAAGCUUCCUCACUUGGAAUUGCUCAGACUCUAGCAUCCUCAUUCAAAACUUCCUUUUCCCAGAUUUCUGAUGACAGAAGGAGUCCUCAGAGUCCCAACUUGCAGAAUCCCACAGUCACUUUGAAGAAAAUUUUUCCAAAUAAGCCUGCCUCUCAUCCAAUGAGAAGCGAUACAGAAGUCACUGUGACCAACAGCAAUUCAAUUGACUCUCUGCCUCUUGCCAAAAGCCAGCCCAAUAUCUUGGUCACAGAAGUGAAUAAUGAGAAAGACUUAAAUAAAUCUAUUUCAGAAGAAGACAAACAGCUAAGCAAGAUGGACCAGACAAACAAGGCAGGUGAAAUACCCCAACCUGUUUCACAGACAGGGAUCUCAAACUCUCUACCUGAUUUUCAAAAUCCCUUAUCCCAGGACUCAGCAAAGAGCAACGGGUUUGGUUUUAAUGCAUCUACCACAAUAAGUUCAAAAAAGUCACUGAGAGUCUUUUCCAGGAAAGAUACCUCCAAAAUGUAUAUACCGCACAAAGAUAAAUCCAAUGAUAUUAAACAAGACAAGAGGUUUACUGAAAACAGAAAACUUGGCUCAACGGCUUCCCUUCCUUUCAUUCAGGAACACAGAACACCACCAUCUUUCCCCAGGACAGACCAAGGUUGUCACCAGGAAUUAACUGUAAGUAAUGAAGAUAUUUCAAGAAUUAUUACAAAUAACCACUGGAGCUCUGCACCGACUGAUACUCAAAAUGCACAAUCUCCAGAAAAGCCUGUUAUUUUAGAUACUGAGGGAGAGCAAUGUGCUACAAUUCAUUCUACCAACUGUGGCAAGUUGACUCCUGGCCACAAGACCUCGUGUGAUUCUUUAGAUCUGUCAUCAGCUGCACUACCAGAUUCCUCACCAUCAAAGAAUUCUUCCCUUGCUGCUCCUGUGGUUCCAUCUACGACAGUGUUCUCCAGAAGUCCUUCAGACAAAGAUCCAUUGCUAGGAGAAAGAGAAGAAAAAGACAAUGCUGGGAAGAACCAAAAGAAUCAGUUUAUUGUAAGCCAUUCAGAAAACCAAGAGAGAAAUGAUAGUCAUGUGCCUACACAUGAUGAAGUGGUUAAUGUCAAAUGCCAUCCACACUCUCCUUUUAGGAAUGAAAGAGGAAAAGGAAAAAUAAGGCAUCGUAUAUCCUGUAUUGAAAAGUUAAGCAAAACAGAAAGUAUAUCAGUACCCACCAGUGAUCACAGGAGCCUCAUUGAAGCAAAUCAAAGCAAUUCCAAAGUUUCUGAGCUUGACACAAUUUAUUGUACUUUGCCAAGAAAAUCAAGCAGUUUUCUCAUACAUGGCAGGCAGUCAGGAAGUAAAAUAAUGGCUGCUUCAUUGAGGAAUGUGCCACCUCCCUUCCAAAUAAAAAAUAAUGUGGAAGAUGCAAUGGGGAACUACACAUUAAACAAAUUUAGUCCCAGUUCUCCUGAGUCAGUGAAUGAAUGUUCCAAAGUCGUUUCAGACUCAGCCCUGGGAGCACCUGAAGCCACAGAGAGAAUGACAAAUGUAAAAAGCAGUGGAUCUACUUCCGUUAGAAAAGGGCCACUUCCAUUCCUCAUCAACAGGGCUAUGUCAUGUCCCUCAGGGGAGCCACAUGCCUCAACUGGAAGAGAAGGAAGAAAAAAGCCAUUGACCGCAGGCACGGAUGCUUCUGAGCUAACACCAAGGGCUUGGGAGAGAAUCAUUAGCCCUGUGGAAAAUGACUCAUCUGUUAGAGAUUGUUCUUUAACCAAAAGACAACACCAAAAGGAAAACUUCCAAGAAUACACUGAGAAAGAAGGUAAAACGGCUGCCUCCAGGAGAAGUGUAUUUGCUCUUUCAAAUGAAGACCCUUUACCUUUUUGCUCAGACUUGUCAGGAAAAGAACGUGGGAAAACAUUACAUAAGGUUAAGACGACUAGUACGUUUUCUGUUUCUGGUGAUGAAGAUAAUGUAAAAUGUCUGGAGGUGGUCUCAGUAUAUUACACUCUACCGAGGAAACCCAGCAAAAAAUUCUGUAACCUCCUUCAACAGUAUGCACAAAAUACUAAUUUACUUAUAGAAUCAACUCAAGUGGAGACUGAAACAUUUCCUAAUGCUUUAGAAAAAGACAAACAGAAUUAUUCUACACGAGAACAGUCAGGAACACCUUCAUGUGAAAAUCUAAAGAUGUCCAUCAACUCUGAUCAGACACUCACCACUGAAAAUAUGACUGCCUUCCAAUUAUCAAAUAGGGGGCCCCUAGCACGUACAUUACAGGAAAUGGCUUCAGUUGAGGCAGCUGUUUCUCUUCCUGAAGAGGAAUCUAAAGCUAGAGAGAUUUUUUCAGAUAAUUUAGCUAAAACACCUCUAGGUGAUUCAGAAAACAAGAAGGAAAGAGGCAAAAAGUUGCAAAGUGAAACGCUGCAUACUUUAUUGAUGCUUCAGAGAAAAAAUGUAUCCAAAGAAAAAUCUGAAAAUUGUCAACGAUCCAUUAAUUCAAGUAACAGUGGUCCCUCUAGUCUUCCAACUCUUUCAGAAGUUAAUAUUGGAAAUUCCCAAACCAGAAGAAGUUCUUGGGAGUGUACAGGGAGUGGUAGAGCCAUUCCAUUUACUGGAAGUGGGAAUUGUCCUCAGAAAGAUCACACAUCCACAGCUGUAGGUGAUGGCUCCAGUGGAUCACCGCCUAGGGAAGGCAGAGGGGACAUUGGAACCAACUGCCAAAAAAUGACUAAUAAAACACUUUCUCACUCAGAGAGUCAAGUCUUUGCCCUUACUCCAGCAUUGCAUAAACUACAGCUUGGUGAGGAGACUCAGUCAGAUGAACCAAACUUCGAGAGUCUGCAGUCUGAACAGAGAGAAUUACCUCAAAGAAGUCAGGAGGCAAAUAUGACAGAAAGCAGGAAGGCUGACGAUGAAAUGCAGAAGUCACCUUGGGAUCAACCUUCACUUCCUGAAGGAAACAAAAAUAAAACCAACUUGGAUGACCUAGUAAAGGGGGAAAAUAGAUCUUCAGUUAAACACAGAUUGGCAGCCAUGUCUAAAGCAAGCAGAAAAUUCCCAGCUAAAGAUGUAACCCCCAGAAGACAUGUAGCUACUAUCUUCCCUCAAAGUGGAAGCAGAUCUGGCUUUGACCAUUUGUCUCUUGGCACAGUGGAGUGCAACCCACUGUUCCCUGAGCCUACUCCAAAAUCUGCAGAGUCCAUUGGCGAAAGCAGGUUGAGUGAGGAUGGAAAGCAUGUGAAAAAAUCCGAGAACCUUCUCCCCAUUACUGUACUACCCAACAGAGGACCUUCUACACACGUCAGCAACCAGAAGUCUAACAGCAUUUCACAACGACAUCAGAAUGAGUUUAAAAAUGUCUCAGAAUCACCAUCAAAGCAUGAGAAUUCUAAAGACGUCACAGCAGCUGAGAAUUUAGAAAGAGAAUCAGGAGCCCCAUCCCCCAUCACAUUCACCAGCCUCAGGGAAGCAGAAUUCUCUGACAAUCAGAGGAGGCUGAGCCCUCCUUUUCCACCGGAGCCUGCACAGAAAUCUAGAGUAAGCAUUCCACUGGCCAGUUUUCUGCAGCAACAAAGGAGUGCUUCAUCUCUGGAGUGGGAACCUGAGCCACACCUCUAUCGUUCAAAGAGUUUAAAAAGCAUUAAUGUUCAUGGCGAUCUACUACGAAAAAGCCAUCCUCCAAAAGUCAGGGAGCGCCAUUUUUCUGAAAGCACUUCUAUUGACAAUGCCCUGAGUCAACUGACCCUUGGGAAUGAAUUCUCUGUCAACACUGGGUACAGUCGAAGAUUCAGAUCUUUUUCUGAACUCCCCUCCUGCGAUGGAAAUGAAAGUUGGGCUUAUCGCAGCAGGACAAAAACAGGUCCCAGGUCUGCAACAUCUAUAUACAGACCUAUUGACUACGGGAUCUUUGGGAAAGAACAACAGUUAGCUUUCUUAGAAAAUGUAAAGAGGUCACUUACACAAGGAAGAUUAUGGAAACCAAGUUUUCUUAAGAACCCUGGCUUCCUAAAAGAUGAUUUGAGGAACCCUCCCAACCCCUCAGAGUCAUUAAGCUCAAAUUCUCCCAGUCGUCAGGUGCCAGAAGAUGGCUUAUCUCCAAGUGAACCGCUUAAUAUCUAUGAGGAAGACCCAGUGGACUCAGAUUGUGACACAGACACAACCACAGAUGAUGAAUACUAUCUGGAUGAAAAUGACAAAGAGUCAGAACUGUGAGGCUUUUUCAAUAAAAUGCUUUACCUUUUUCACCAAAAGCUUAAAAUGGAAUUAAGGUGUACGUGUGCAUGUGCAUGUGAGGAUAAAAGAUCUACUCUGGGCAAUGUCUGCUCUGAAAUGUCCCACAUCUCCUUUUUUUUCCUCCACACCCUAUAUAGACACUUUCUGAAUGCUAGAACAAUGAAUUCUUCUUUUGAGAGAGUCUCUGCUAUUUUCUAUCUCUGUAAAUGUUCUUAGCCUGCCUUUCCACCACUCCCACUUAAUCCCUGGUUCACUGUCUGAUUUGGGCUUUCUGCUUUACUUCCCUCCCAACAUUUUUCAUCUUUAAUUGUGAUUUACAACCCUAAUAUCCCAGGCACAUACAAAACUUAUGAAUUACCCAGCACAACUGUGAAACUCUGUAUUGCUUCUUCCGGUCCACACCCUAUACUCAUGACAUUAAGUAAAAGGUAGGGAUGAUAACAGUGGGGUAAAUAUUAUCAUCCUGUUUGACUCAUGAACAAUUAGGAAGUUUAAGGUGGUGAUCUUCUCUUUCAAACAAAGAUAAAGCAAUUUUUUUUAACCUGAGAAACUGAUUGCAAAAAGGAAAAAAAAAAAAGAUAAAGGAAUUUUCUAAGUACAUCCUGUUAUAUCCGUAGUGGAGCCUGGGAGGCACAUGGUCAAAGCACAUGUUGAGGUUAUAGAUUAGAACCUGAAUCCCUAGUAAGCCAAUAGAAGGUUAGCACUCCUAGAAAUUCCUCUGAAACGGUGGGGGACUGGCUGGAUUAUUAAGGGCUUUUAGUCAAGCCAAGGACUUAGGCCAAGCAACCUGACCAUACAGAAAGUUGCCUGGUCACAGAAUUUCUGCUUAUGAAGAGAACAUAGCUGAGGAGCAGAGAUAGGAAGUAUGUAUCCCUUCAUGGGACUGACUUACCUUUACUGCAGUUCUCUCAGCAACUGGCUUUUCCCAUUUCCUCAGAACUAUCCAUUUUCACAUUUUCUUUUUUUUUUUUUUUUUUGUUUGGUUUGGUUUUGUUUUUGUUUUUUGGAGACAGAGUCUUGCUCUGUCACCCAGGCUGCAGUGCAGUGGCAUGAUCUGGGCUCUCUGCAACCUCUGCCUCCCGGGUUCAAGCGAUUCUCCUGCCUCAGCCUCCAGAGUAGCUGGGAUCACAGGUGCACCCAGGUGCACGCUGCCACGCCCAGCUAAUAUUUUUGUAUUUUAAUACAGAUGGGAUUUCACCGUGUUGCCCAGGCUGGUCUUGAACUCCUGAGCUCAGGCAAUCUGCCCACCUCAGCCUCCCAAAGUGCUAGGAUUAAAGGCGUGAGCCACCAUGCCCAGUCUUUUUUGUUUUUUGUUUCUGUUUUUGUUUGAGAUGGAGUCUUGUUCUUGUUGCUCAGGCUAGAGUGCAAUGGCUUGAUCUCGGCUCACAGCAACCGCCUCCUCCCAAGUUCAAGCAAUUCACCUGCCUCAGCCUCCCAAGUAGCUGGGACUACAGGCACCCACCACCACACCUGGCUAAUUUUUUUUUUUCCUUUUUUUUUUGGUAUUUUUAGUAGAGUUGGAGUUUCACCAGGUUGGCCAGGCUGGUCUCAAGCUCCUGACCUCAGGUGAUCUGCCCACCUCGGCCUCCCAAACUGCUGGGAUUACAGGCAUGAGCCACCGUGCCUGGCACACAUUUUCUUUAAUUGCAAGGUAGAACACUUCUUUUCAGGUGGGACAUUUUAGUCCCAAAUAUCAAGUGGGAACCUUGGCCAAGUCCCUAAAAUGCCAUCAAGUCAGAUCUGACACCCUGGAAUUCAUUCUUUGCUGCAGGAUCAUCUACCAAACCCUUGGGAAAUUCUAAGGCUGAACUCCUAAGGGCUUGUCACUAUGAUUCAAUGAUUUAUCUAGAGUAAAUCACUUAUGAUACCCACUGAUAUUUUGGCUUUCCUAACUCUUUAUUUGCCAUGCAGAACUUCAGGGGAUUUCUCUCCUAAUUCAGGAUAAAGACCAAUAGACGGCAGUGAAGAUAAUCUGCUUUAACUACAGACAGCAUGGAUUCCUGGAUCUCAAUACUAUGGUAGUCAACAUGAAUGGAUUUUAUCUUGUUUGGUUUAUAUUUGCUUUGUGACCUAAUCUAAUUUUCCAUUUUUUAUACCUAGUCUGUUUCAUCAUUAUAAACUAAGAAUAAUGAUGGGUGUUGGUGAAGUGUAUAGAGAUCCGGAACUGAUAGAGAUUUAAGAAAGAACUAUGUUAUUAUUAUCCUUCUAAUCAUUCCCUUACCUAGAUGCAAAAUGCCUGGGUUACUUUACGUGGUUCCCAUGUAACUCAAAGCUAAUGAACAUGAGGUAACUAACAUGAAAGCUAUUCCCUAAAUCUGUCAACUAUUUUAAACUUCAAGCUCUGACCAAGCCUGAGCUCAAAAAGCUCAAAAAUCAAAUAUUGUGAACUUUUCAGUGCAAAUUUGUAUGGUAAAGAAUAAAUGACACUAUUUCUUGUUUAAUAUAUGUUUGUAAAUUCUGCCUUUCCUCUUUUUCUAUUUAUCUGAUUAUUAUGAUUAUGAUUAUGAUUAUUAUUUUCUUUGAGACAGUGUCUCACUCUGUCACCCAGGCUGGAGUGCAAUGGCGCAAUCUCGGCCCACUGCAACCUCCGCCUCCCAGGUUCAAGCGAUUCUCCUGCCUCAGCUUCCCGAGUAGCUGGGAUUACAGGCACCCGCCACCACGCCCAGCUAAUUUUUGUAUUUUUAGUAGAGACGGGGUUUCACCAUGUUGGCCAGGCUGGUUUCAAACUCCGACCUCAGGUGAUCCGCCUGCCUCAGCCUCCCAAACUGCUGGGAUUAUAGCCAUGAGCCACCUCACCAGCCCUAUUUAUCUGAUUAUUCAAGUAAAACUUUAAUAAACCAAGACCUACAUUUUCUAUGCAAUUUUAAGAUACUCAGAGUUAAUAUUUUAAUAUUGAGGUUCUUGAUUUUUUUAAUGAUCAGCUUUCAAAUUAUAUUUCAGUAUAUACUCUGAGUCUACGUGUAUGCUACAAAAGGUGAAAUGAAGUUAGCUUAUUUUUCAGUGAGUUUAGGCUAUAUUAAGAGUUAGGUAAGUUAGGUAAGGGUGAAAUUGCUUUGGGGCCCAGACUGCGCUGGAAUGUACUGUUUAAAUUCAAAGGUAAUUGAUGGCCAGUGUUCAGUUGCUCUAUUUGUAACAUUUGCAUGUUGGUCUGGCUGAAGUAUCAGGAAAACACAAAAUUCAUGAAAAUAGCACCUUUUAUAAUUUUAUACUUUUAUAAAGCACUUGUUAAAGAAGUAUAGCAAAUUUCUAUGUAUUUUAACAUAUAAGUUGCUGCAUUUUAAUGUUCAUUUUUGGUAUAGCUAUGGUAACUUAUAAUAGUCAUUUUUAUAUUCAUAACUUGUUUUCUGAAAGAUGUAGUCAUUAUUAAAAUAAACAUUCGUGUAAAUAGAGUAAAUCAUAGGGGAAUCAAUCCUAAUAAAUACCUUAUAAGUUAUAAACUUGUUUAGAUACUAGAUUUCUAUAACCAUAAAUUUUAUACUGUAAAGUCCAUUUAAAAUAGGGUUUAAUGAAAUUAUUUUAAUUUUUAGGGACUCCCCUCUAAAUAAUUUACUCCUACAUUGUAAAUACAUUGAUGCCAACAAAAUUCCAACUGCUACUAACAAAGGUUUGGUUGGUGAUAAGCUAAUAAAAGCUACUUUGUGUAGGAGGUAAAUAUGUGUACUGGAGGGGGUAAAAAUCCAUUUAGGUUAUGGCAAAGAUGGGAAUCAAACUGGAAAACUCAUAGCCCCAUAAAAUUAAUAUUCUUUGUUAUGUGCCACAGGGUUUAAGAGAACUUCUUGCUAAGAGUUUAUUGAUAAUAAUAAUGCUUCAGAAUAUCCCAUUUAAAUGUACAGUGUAAAUAUGUAAAAUAUUUUACUUCCCAGGCAAGUUUGUGAAUCUAUUGCCACUUAGUGGCUCUUUGUGACUGGCAGUUCUGUAUAUCUGAAACAAAUAAGCUGUAAGCACUUUUGUUAAAACUUUGUCAAAUAAUUCUUUUAUGUACUUGUUCUCAGACCUGUUCUCUGGGUAUGAAAUGUGUUAAAGACAAGAUGCAAAUUUAAAACAAUGCCUGUAUUUAAAUAAAUGAUUUAAACAGAU
Messenger RNA from Symphalangus syndactylus (siamang), 10363 nucleotides. It is a transcript of the gene EXPH5, whose product is annotated as exophilin 5. Gene Ontology annotation, cellular component: endosome. The record is from RefSeq and is a predicted model, not a curated record. NCBI's taxonomy places the organism in Eukaryota, Metazoa, Chordata, Mammalia, Primates, Hylobatidae. Gene Ontology annotation, molecular function: small GTPase binding. Gene Ontology annotation, biological process: positive regulation of exocytosis; positive regulation of protein secretion; multivesicular body sorting pathway.